Physella acuta is the source of this 1790-nucleotide messenger RNA. RefSeq names its product ras-related C3 botulinum toxin substrate 1. Gene Ontology annotation, molecular function: GTPase activity; GTP binding. The record is from RefSeq and is a predicted model, not a curated record. Lineage: Eukaryota; Metazoa; Mollusca; Gastropoda; Physidae. Gene Ontology annotation, biological process: small GTPase-mediated signal transduction.
GUAUAUUUUAGUAACAUCUAAAAUUAGAAUACGUCGGCCAUAUAAAAACUUCUGACCGGAGCCAUAUUUUGUUGGGGCUCUGUAACAGGUUACUUUGAAUUUCCAAAUUUUUGGAUUCAUUGAAGAUGCAGGCUAUCAAAUGUGUGGUUGUUGGCGAUGGUGCUGUGGGUAAAACUUGUUUACUCAUUAGUUACACCACAAAUGCCUUCCCUGGAGAAUACAUACCUACUGUGUUUGACAAUUAUUCAGCCAAUGUCAUGGUUGAUGGAAAGCCAAUUAAUCUUGGACUUUGGGACACAGCCGGUCAGGAGGAUUAUGAUAGACUCCGUCCUCUCUCAUACCCUCAAACAGAUGUGUUUCUUAUAUGCUUCUCAUUGAUCAGCCCAACAAGCUUUGAGAAUGUGCGGGCUAAGUGGUUCCCUGAAGUAAGCCAUCAUUGUCCUAAUACGCCUAUCAUUCUUGUGGGCACUAAGCUGGACUUGAGAGAAGAUAAGGAAACUAUAGAGAAAUUGAGAGAAAAGAAGUUGUCACCCAUCACAUACCCACAAGGAUUGGCCAUGGCUAAAGAGAUCGGCGCUGUUAAGUACCAAGAGUGCUCAGCUCUGACACAAAAAGGGCUAAAGAAUGUAUUUGAUGAGGCUAUCCGUGCUGUGUUAUGCCCUAAACCAAAGCCCAAGAAGAGGAACAAAUGCAAAAUUUUGUGAGCAGUAAUUUCUUAAACAUUGUGUAUCAUUUGGUCAAUUAAGAUGUAUCAAAUUUAAUAAAGCUUUUAGUAAUGGCACAAACUUUCUUUUGCCAUGAAACCAUUGGCCUCAGUCUGUGUAUGUAUACACAUAAAAUGUUUUUUAAAAUUCUUCUUAUCACCAUUCAAUUUUUAGCUGUUGACAAUAUUGUAUGUAUAUGACAUAAAUUGAAUGAUUCAAGUAGAUUGUUUGAAUGCUAUUUCUUCCAUAUAUUUUCUUUAGUUUGUCUUUUUAAAAUAAUGUAAAUUGAACUUUUUUUUAUAAAAAUACUAUCGCCAGAUACAUAUAUCAUAGAAGUAAGAUUUCUGAGAGUCUAUUUCGUGUUCCAGUUGCUCCUUGCAUGGACAAAUUUUAUGGUUUUUGUACACUUUGUUCUUGUUUCAGUUAGAGCUUAGCAGUGUGUCUAGUAUAUGCUUGACACAAUACUACAGGUUAGAAAAUAAACUUCAAACACAAAAACUAAAAAAUGUAUACUAUACUACAUUUUAAAAAAAAGACACCACACUAAUAUUUUUUUUUCAGUAUUUAUAUUUCAGUUUAAAAAUAAAUGACAAAAAAAUGAAUGGCUAAAGUUUUUAAAAACUUGACAGUACUACAAGAUGGCGAAGAGACUUGACACAGACCAAAGACUGAAAUACAGUUUCGACCAAUACAAAUUACGAUAAAAGCAAUUCCAGGGCUGUGUGGUUGGGGUCUUGAUAGGUGGAUCAGACUCUAAACAUCUAUUUUAAUUAGAAAAUGAUUUCAUGAAAAAAUAAUCAAAGUGGAUGUCUACAGUGUUAACAUUUGUAUUAGGCCUAAUUUAAUAACAUUUAAAAAUUCUCUAAAGAUAGGUAUUUAUUCUAUGGCACCAGCUCCACAGCCCUGCAUAAUACAAGUUAAGAGUUGGGCUUGACAUGGCAAGUCUUCGAGAUUUGUACAGUAUGAACAAAAUUCUUUUAAUUAAAAGUAAAAAAAAAAUCACUUGUACACUCUAUUAUCUAAAUUUUAUUCAUACGCUGUGUUUAACUAUAGAUGAUCUUGUCAUUAAAAGCAUGUUUUAAAUUA